Protopolystoma xenopodis is the source of this 360-nucleotide messenger RNA. The record is from the annotation of a GenBank genome assembly. Lineage: Eukaryota; Metazoa; Platyhelminthes; Monogenea; Polystomatidea; Polystomatidae.
AUGUGGAGUCGUCAUCUCUUGUCUUUAGGUCGGGACGUAACGGCGAGACCAGCGAGACCAGAACCCUUCCUGUCCCGGCGUCUGAUUACAAGGCAGGCAUCUUCACACACGCGUCACGGUAUCAUGUCCUCCUCCUCCUCCUCCUCAGCUCUCUCGUACCUCGGGAAACUAGGCCUAUGCAGCCUCAAAGUGUCCCACAGAGUUUCCCUUCUCCGCCCCGAAGCGUCUUCAAGGAGGCGGCGAAAUGAGACCCAUUUAGGCAUCCUUCCACCCCCCUGCCCCCCCUCUCUCUUUCGUCCACAUGUAGCCGCAUGUGUAUGGAUAGACAGGAGUUGUACGGCGGCUUCUCGAGAAGCCUAA